Molecule: messenger RNA, 759 nt
Organism: Papilio polytes (common Mormon)
Lineage: Eukaryota; Metazoa; Arthropoda; Insecta; Lepidoptera; Papilionidae
Gene: CPR53
Product: pupal cuticle protein 20-like
Exons: 5
Coding region: 29-706 (225 amino acids)
Cellular component (GO): chitin-based extracellular matrix
Molecular function (GO): structural constituent of chitin-based larval cuticle
Source: RefSeq, a predicted model, not a curated record
GUGCGUGUACUCGGUGUGGAGCAAAAUAAUGAUGAUAUUUCUACUUACUUUAUUUCUUUUUUACACUCUGGGGAAUAGUCAGAUUUUACCAAAUAGACCUGUGACUCCAGUACCUGGGAUGAAUGUUUCUCCAACAUCUUUGUAUCCUGGAUUUAAUAGAAAUCAGUGGCCAAAUGGAUACAAUCCAUACUACAAUUCACAAGGAGCUGCUGUACCCAUUGUAUCUUACAGUGACAACCGUGGCAUAGACGGAAGUUAUUCCUACAGCUAUGCGUCAGCAGAUGGUAAGGAGGUUCAGGAAAGCGGGUUUGUAAAAGAUGCUCAUAUUGAUAACGCGGGAAAUCCCCAAGGCACACAGGUUAAAGAAGGUGGUUUUGCAUACACAUCGCCUGAAGGAAUACCAAUAAAAGUGAACUAUGUCGCCGAUGAGUAUGGAUUCAGACCGGCAGGCAUUCAAAUACCGGCAGAUGGAAGUGUAGUCCCAUCAUUAAUUAACGGAACAAAAGGCGGAAAUCCGUUUUAUAACAAUUACAGUCCCUUCAAUUAUGGUAAUAGGUACAAUAAUAAUUAUGGACCUUAUAAUUAUAGACCUUACGACCCCAGAUAUCCAAACGCUCCAGGAAACUACCCUUUGUACAAUCCUUACCGUCAAUUUGGGUAUCAAAAACGAACAUCCCAAGAUACCGCUAAAAAGACAACUGCGUAGAUGCCACUUUGCUUAUAACUUGUAAAUAUACAUAUUUUAAACAGCAAAUGUGA